Messenger RNA from Hermetia illucens (black soldier fly), 784 nucleotides. Its product is annotated as cytochrome b5. Gene Ontology annotation, molecular function: heme binding. The record is from RefSeq and is a predicted model, not a curated record. The transcript has 3 exons. Gene Ontology annotation, cellular component: intracellular membrane-bounded organelle; membrane. NCBI's taxonomy places the organism in Eukaryota, Metazoa, Arthropoda, Insecta, Diptera, Stratiomyidae. Bases 111 to 446 code for a protein of 111 amino acids.
GACUGGCCGUUGUUAGUCUGUACCUACUCCUCAGGGCAGUUACACGACAGUAUCUUUACUGCAGUAUCUUUUGCAGGAGUACUCAGUUCCGUUCAGUACCUGUAAUUGUUAUGGCUCUACCGACGUACACUUUAAAGGAUAUUGCCUACAAUAAUGGUGUCGAUAAACCCACUGUCUGGAUUAUUAUUAGCAAUCAAGUUUACGAUGUCACAAAAUUUAUUGAUGAGCAUCCUGGCGGGAGGGAAUUAAUUAUGGAACAUGCUGGAAGUGACGCUACCAAGGAUUUUAAAAGUGCCGGUCAUUCAGGAAGUGCUUAUAAGGAUCUGAAGAAGUAUUUGAUUGGUGAAUUGGCAGAGGAAGAUAGAAUCGAACCCAACGGUGCUGCGAAAGUUGUCGUGGAUACAUCUGAGCCUAUACCGAGGAAAGGAAUAUUUUGCUGCUGUUGAUAUUUUUAUGCCUAACAAUACUCUUAUGUUAAUUUUAUUAAUUUAUGGAUUUAAUUUAUAGAAAUCUUAUUAAUAUUCACCAUAUUUUGUUUAGUUUGUAUUUAUUACUGUACUCAUUCUGGAAAUAAUUCAAAAUAUUAUCCAAUAACAACCCUAUCCCAAUUGUCUAAUCAAAACACAUGUACUUCAGACCCUUCCACUUCUUCAGAAACCCAGAUUCCAUCCCCUUUCCGUCCCAGCUUUACAUCCGUUGAACGAGCAUCUUCAUGUUGUAUUGCUGCAAACAUGAGAGAUUUUAUGAGGUUGAUAGAUUUUCCAAGCGUUCUCGGCAAAAAAAA